AUGGGCCCCAACCCGCAAGAGGACGACGUGGUGGAGAGCCACGACCUCCACGCGCGCCGCGGCGCCAGUGCCACGGAGGAGGUGAUGGUGCCCAGCUACGACUUCCAACCCAUCCGCACCCCCGCCGCCGCCGUAGCCCCAGCGGCCCCUGCCCCGGCCGCGGCGAACGCUUGGGGGUCGCUCGACGCCAAUGCCGCGUCCCCCAAACUUAAGAGUGCUGCUAUGAUGGAGCCUCGUGUGCUGAAGAAAGUUAGUCAUGAAGAAGAAAGGAGCAACUUCAAUGCAGUCACUAUAGCAGAUAUUGAUCGCACCAUGAAGAAAUAUGCUGAUAACUUGCUACAUGCAAUGGAAGGUGUAAGCUCCAGACUUGCACAGCUGGAGGGCAGAACACACCAUCUUGAGGACUCUGUUGGCGAGUUGAAGUUAACAGUUGGUAACUACAACGGCAGCACUGAUGGAAAACUGAGGCAAUUUGAGAACACACUGCGGGAGGUUCAAGCAGGUGUGCAGAUUUUGCGUGACAAGCAGGAAAUUGUUGAGGCCCAGGUUCAACUUACGAAGCUUCAAGUGUCUAAAGCAGAGGAUGUUAAGUCAGAAAAUGCCAGUGCUGGGCAGGUGGACUCAAGGCAGCAGCCGCCUGCGCCCCAGCCAACUGUUCAACCACAACAUCAGGCCUAUCCUCCUUCCCAACCAACGGGACUGCCUGCCCUUCCUGCUCCAAAUGCGCCCCCUCCACCAAUGGUUAACAACCAACCUCCGCCGCAAUUCCAAGGUCAUUUACCGCAUCCUCAAAUGCAAUCAGUCGCACCUGCUCCAUCUGUGCCGACCAUAUCGCAGGAAUCCUACUAUCCCCCAUCCACACAGACAACAGAGGCUGCACACCAGCAAUAUCAAGCACCACCAGCUUCGCAGCCACAAGCACCUCCAGCAGCACCACAACAUUAUCAGCACCCGCCUCAGUAUGCUCCAUAUUCUCAACCUCCGCUGCCUGGAAGUGUUAACCCCCAAACUCCAGCCGCACCCUUGCCCCAUCAGCCAGAAGAAGCAGCACCUUAUGGGCCUCCUGCUCAGAGCUACCCACUGAAUGUCCGCCCGCCGUCCCCUUACAUGCCACCACCCAGUGGACCUGUUCCUCCUUUCUAUGGGCCAAACCCUGGCAUGUACGAGCCUCCAGCAGUCAGGCCUAACUCCGGUCCACCACCGCCCUACAGCGCUGGAUACAAGCAGCAGGGAGGAGGCGGUUUUCCUGAGCAGUAUGGAUACAGCGGGUCUCCGUCUCACCGUGGUAAUGCUGGAAUGAACUCGCCUUCACCCUUUGCCCCCACUGGCCCCUCCUCGGCUGGAAGUGGCAACUACGGCAAGCUCCCUACAGCUCAAAUACUGCCCCAAGCAGCGCCAGUGAGCUCUGCUCCGAGUGCCUCGUCCGGCAACAGGGUGGCGGUCGACGACGUGGUGGACAAGGUUUCAACGAUGGGGUUCUCAAAGGAGCAAGUGAGGGCGACUGUGCGCAGGCUGACAGAGAACGGUCAGAAUGUGGACCUGAACGUGGUGCUCGACAAGCUGAUGAACGACAGUGAUGCGCAGCCUGCCCAGAGAGGCUGCGGCGACCCGACCAUGUACGAGGCGUUCUGGAGGGAGGUCGGGGAGCGGGCGGCGGUGGCGAUCCCGGGGUGGUCGGGGAUGAGCUACUUCUCCAAUGCCCAGAGCCUCUGCUGGUUCCUCGACCCGGAGUUCGAGCGCGAGGUCCGCCGCGUCCACCGCCUCGUCGGCAACGCCGCCGUCGACGACGGCUACCACCUCGUGGUCGGCACCGGCGCCACCCAGCUCUUCCAGGCGGCCAUGUACGCCCUGUCUCCCGCCGGCGCCCAAUGGCCCGUCGGCGUCGUCUCGCCGGCGCCCUACUACUCGUCGUACCCGCCGCAGACGGACCUGCUGCUCUCGGGGUUCUACCGGUGGGCCGGCGACGCCAACGCGUUCGACGGCGACGGCCACAUCGAGCUGGUCUGCUCGCCCAACAACCCGGACGGCGCCAUCCGCGAGGCCGUCCUGAGCUCCGAGUCCGGCAAGGCGAUCCACGACCUGGUAUACUACUGGCCUCAGUACACGCCCAUCACCGGCGCCGCCGCCCACGACAUCAUGCUCUUCACCAUGUCCAAGGUCACCGGCCACGCCGGCGCCAGGCUCGGGUGGGCGCUCGUCAAGGACCGCGACGUGGCCAAGAAGAUGGUCUACUUCGUGGACCGGAGCACCAUCGGCGUGUCCAAGGACUCGCAGCUCCGCACCGCCAAGAUCCUCGCCGUCGUCUCCGACGCCUACGGACCCGACGAGGAGGACGACACGCGGCUCCGGCUCUUCGACUUCGCGCGCCGUCGCAUGGAGGAGCGCUGGCGGGCCCUGCGCGCCGCCGUGGCGGCCACCGGCGCCUUCAGCCUCCCGGAGGAGACCGCCGGCCACUGCAACUUCAGCAGGCAAACCGUGGCAGCUUACCCCGCGUUCGCGUGGCUGCGCUGCGAGAAGGAUGGCGUGGAGGACUGCGCCGAGUUCCUCCGCGGCCACGGCAUCGUGGCGCGGGGAGGGGAGCAGUUCGGGGGAGACGCCAGGUGCGUCAGGGUCAACAUGCUGGACAGGGACGGUGUGUUCGACGUGCUCAUAGACCGCCUCUUCUCCAUAACAUGA
Molecule: messenger RNA, 2676 nt
Organism: Triticum turgidum subsp. durum (durum wheat)
Lineage: Eukaryota; Viridiplantae; Streptophyta; Magnoliopsida; Poales; Poaceae
Source: the annotation of a GenBank genome assembly